AUGGGUGGCAACCAGACAUGGAUCUCAGAGAUUACCCUCCUGGGAUUCCAGGUAGAACCAGCACUGGAAUAUUCCCUCUUUGGACUCUUCUCCCUGUUCUAUGUCUUCACUCUUCUGGGGAAUGGUACCAUCUUGGGCCUCAUCUGUCUGGACCCCAGACUGCACACCCCCAUGUAUUUCUUCCUCUCACACCUGGCCUUCAUUGACAUAUCCUAUGCCUCCAACAACGUCCCCAAGAUGCUGGCAAACCUUCUGAGCAAGAAAAGAACCAUCCUUUUUAUCCCAUGCAUAAUGCAGGUGUUUUUGUAUUUGGCUUUGGCUGCCACAGAGUGCCUAAUUUUGAUGGUGAUGUCCUACGAUCGGUAUGUGGCCAUCUGCCAUCCCCUACAUUACACUGUCAUCAUGAGCUGGCAGGUCUGCAUCACCCUGGCUAUUACCACCUGGGCACUUAACUUCCUCCUGGCUCUAGUUCAUGUGGUUCUCAUCCUGAGGUUGCCCUUCUGUGGGCCUCAUAAGAUCAACCACUUCUUCUGUGAAAUCCUGUCUGUCCUGAGGCUGGCCUGUGCAGACACUAGACUCAACCAAGUGGUCAUCUUUGCAACCUGUGUGUUUGUCUUAGUGGGGCCCCUCUGCCUGGUGCUGGUCUCCUACAUCUGCAUCCUCUUAGCCAUCCUGAGGAUCCAGUCUGGGGAGGGACGAAGAAAGGCCUUCUCCACCUGCUCCUCCCACCUCUGUGUGGUGGGGCUCUUCUUUGGCAGUGCCAUUGUCAUGUACAUGGCUCCCAAAUCCCACCACCCUGAGGAGCAGCAGAAGGUCCUUUCCCUGUUUUAUAGCCUUUUCAACCCUAUGCUGAACCCCCUGAUCUACAGCUUGAGGAACACAGAGGUGAAGGGCGCCCUGUGGAGAGCCCUGUGCAAGGAGAGGCCAAUGUGAGAGAUAUCAAAAAGCCAUAUGGUAGGCACUUUGCUCUCAUGGGGCAUGGAAGUUGGAAAUUGUUGUACCAUAUGCUGGAAUAAAUGCCACCUUAAAAUGCAAUGUUACAGACUUAACAUAAAACCUGAAACUAUAAUAAUUCCCGAAAAAGAAAAGGAGAAUACCACCAUCACAUUCAGGUGGCACAGCUUCUUAUAGAAGACACAAAAAGCAAUAGACAUAAAAUUCAAAAAAUUGACAAAUAUUAGACCUCUCCAAAAUGAAUCGUGCUGCUCAU
Messenger RNA from Loxodonta africana (African savanna elephant), 1210 nucleotides. RefSeq names its product olfactory receptor 2A14-like. The record is from RefSeq and is a predicted model, not a curated record. The coding region runs from base 1 to 933 and encodes 310 amino acids. Gene Ontology annotation, molecular function: olfactory receptor activity; G protein-coupled receptor activity. The transcript has a single exon. NCBI's taxonomy places the organism in Eukaryota, Metazoa, Chordata, Mammalia, Proboscidea, Elephantidae. Gene Ontology annotation, biological process: detection of chemical stimulus involved in sensory perception of smell; G protein-coupled receptor signaling pathway. Gene Ontology annotation, cellular component: plasma membrane.